Molecule: messenger RNA, 550 nt
Organism: Schistosoma rodhaini
Lineage: Eukaryota; Metazoa; Platyhelminthes; Trematoda; Strigeidida; Schistosomatidae
Source: the annotation of a GenBank genome assembly
AUUCUUGGAUUUUCAAUGGUUGUUUGCUUUUAACAUAGACCAAUGUCAUUCAGUGCGUUGCUACGUCUGUGAUUAUUGUCCGACAGUAACAAGCGUAUCAAUAUCAGAAGAGAACAACUGUACAUCUUGCUUAACUGCUGGUUAUAAUUAUUCGAUUCACAGAAUAUGCGUGUUUGAUAAUAGCAUACCCAUUAACUUCCCAAACGAAAAUCGAACACAGUGUAACUCUGAUUUGUGUAACGGGUUAACAGUUGAUAACACUGCAGAACGUCCAAAAGGGCCUAUACCAAAUCCAUUCCGUUGCUAUACGUGUUUGAAUUGUACAAAAAGUAGCGAAAGGGUUGUUGACGGUUGUGGUGCAUGUGUGACAACUUAUGGUUCUGGAAUUAUCAGUAAAUUUUGUAUGUCUACAAGUAAACGAUGGAGUCCUGACUAUCCAACGACUUGUUGCUCAACAGAUCUAUGUAACGGAAUGACAAAAUUAUCUAUUCAUCGUCAUGUUAUUAUUGUUCUGUUUGUUUGCAUAGCAAUCAGUAAAUACAUUCUAUGA